CUCUCCUAUUGAUACCCACCUCCCUCUCUCUCCCUACGUCUGUUUCGUUUUUGCACUCCGAUAACUUUCCGGCCGAAGUCCAGAGAGAUGGACGGCGUGAAGACGGAAAGCGACCACCGAGAGAACGGAAAGUCCUGCAAGAGCGUUACCCUCGAAGAACUGAGGGAGAAGAUGGCCGAGUUUGCCAAAGAAAGGGAUUGGGAUCGGUUCCACAGUCCCAGGAACUUGCUCCUCGCCCUGGUGGGAGAGGUGGGAGAACUGUCUGAGAUAUUCCAGUGGAAGGGAGAGGUGCCGAAGGGGCUGCCGGACUGGAAGGCGGAGGAGAAGGAGCACCUGGGCGAGGAGCUGUCGGACGUGCUGCUCUACCUGGUGAGGCUCGCCGACAUCUGCGGCGUGGAUCUCGGCAGCGCGGCCCUGCGCAAGCUGCAGCUCAACGCUAUCAAAUACCCCGUCAAACUCUGCAAGGGCUCCUCCGCCAAGCACACCUCUUACAACAGCGGCUCCACUGGCAACCAAUGAAGCCAAUGGGAAUCGGGGAACACCCUUGAACUCAUCUUUCGAGUUGCAGAUGUGACGAAUCCUCCAGCAAGAAGAAAGAGAAUCAAAGGCGCCAAGAGAGAGAGUCAAGGGCACCAGCAGCCUGGUCUCUCUCUCUAUAUAUCUAUCUCUAUCUCUACAGUGGGCCUCAUUUUUCUCUCUUGGGGGUGAAAGAUAGCGUGAAACCAAGGAAGAAAAAGUUUCGCAGGGACUUUUACCCAAAUGGGUAACGUGGCGUUUGGAAUGUAAGUGGUGCCCAAAAAAGGGUAGGUUGUCGGGAGGUGUCUGGAAAGCAAAGGAGAAAAGGUGUACGUUUCUCUUCACAGUGGCCAUUAAUUUUAGGAGAGAUUCCAGAGAAUGGGACAUCAUUUGCUUGCUUGUCUUCCAAAAGCUUUUUAGACUUUCAACGCGAAAGAAGGAGAGAUAUAUAAGCAAUCAAGAGAGAUAGAUGGAAAGAGAGAAGAGCUACCUUCCCUUAACUCUCUAGUAAGGACGGUUCCGGUAAGCUUUCACUCUGUUGCAUACUGAAAACUUCAGCAAUAACAGCUUCAUCUCUCUCGCUCGGUUGAAAAGGUCUUUGUCUUUGUUAGUCACCUGAACUUUGUCAAUUCAUGAGUGGUGUGGCCAAAAGGUGCGAGUUGAUAUUUUUUUAGUGGGAAUGAUUACCGACACUAAAAACAAUAAAGAAGAGGGUUUGGACUUCGUUUUCAUUGUACAAAUGAUGGAGAUAUUG
Messenger RNA from Nymphaea colorata (pocket water lily), 1270 nucleotides. RefSeq lists its product as uncharacterized. The transcript is spliced from 3 exons. Lineage: Eukaryota; Viridiplantae; Streptophyta; Magnoliopsida; Nymphaeales; Nymphaeaceae. The record is from RefSeq and is a predicted model, not a curated record. Gene Ontology annotation, molecular function: nucleoside triphosphate diphosphatase activity. Gene Ontology annotation, biological process: nucleoside triphosphate catabolic process. Bases 88 to 519 code for a protein of 143 amino acids.